AUGCGAAGAACCAACCUCUUCUGGAGUUUGAAGAGAGGGGGACUUGGGCUAGUCAAUCUGGAGAUUAAGAUGAAGGUCCAACGCUUCCUCUACUUUAGAGACAACUCCGACCCAUUCUUAAGAAGUGGCUUACAAGCGCUCGGCGGAGAUCACCUAUCUAGGUGGACGGUGCUAGCGGGAUGCUACCUAGGAAAGAAACAUGUAAGAGCUUUCUACCGAGAGGUUGCUGCUGCAGUCAGAUUCUUCGAGCAGCGAUUUUCCUGGGAGUAUCUCUGUACAGUGAAAAAGAAGAAUCUCUACUGGGACACUAUAGAGACUGUCCUACCAGACCCCCUGUACCGGCACCCCGGCCUUUCGCCACUGGCUGAGAACGUCCUUCGGAGGCUUCGAAGGUUCCCCGUUCCAACGGGCACCAAGGAUAUGUUCAUCAGAUUCCAUUGCGAGGUACUGCCAGUCAAAGUGUGGCUUCGGAAAAAAGGGUUCUUCGUGCCGUGGUCUUUGAAUUGCGACCUGUGCGGAGCAGAGGAGACUCUCUUCCAUGUAUUCGUAACUUGCAAAAGAGCCAGGGACUUCUGGGAUGAUUUUCGACUGCAUACGAAGCUCGAUGUAAACAUCGACUGGAUGUCCCUGAAGUACUUGGUGUUCGACGCCUAUUCUGAGAACGACGCUGCAGCUACCCUAGUGGUAAGUGGACUCCAUGGAAUAUGGCGCUUUCGUAUGGCCAUCGCAGACGGCAAAGUGAAUCCAAAAACGCCAUGGAACUGCUUCAUGGGUACCCUUGCUUGGAUAGAGGCUACUUUGGUCGCUCGCACAGAUGCUGCAGACACUCUCACAGACGCUUUGAAGUUACUCUUCGAAACAAUGAAGAAAGGGAAGACAACCCCAAGGAAAGCUGAGUGA
This is a messenger RNA of Ornithodoros turicata, 900 nucleotides long. RefSeq lists its product as uncharacterized. Lineage: Eukaryota; Metazoa; Arthropoda; Arachnida; Ixodida; Argasidae. Bases 1 to 900 code for a protein of 299 amino acids. The record is from RefSeq and is a predicted model, not a curated record. The transcript has a single exon.